Molecule: messenger RNA, 273 nt
Organism: Penicillium manginii
Lineage: Eukaryota; Fungi; Ascomycota; Eurotiomycetes; Eurotiales; Aspergillaceae
Product: 60S ribosomal uL15 domain-containing protein
Exons: 2
Coding region: 1-273 (90 amino acids)
Cellular component (GO): cytosolic large ribosomal subunit
Molecular function (GO): structural constituent of ribosome
Source: RefSeq, a predicted model, not a curated record
AUGCUGAUGCUUCAGUGCCUCGACCACGUGUCCGCCGGUUACGGUUGUGUCGACAAGCAGCGCAAGAGCCCUGGUAGUCGUGGUAUGGCUGGUAGUCAACACCACCACCGUGCCAAUAUCGACAAGUUCCACCCCGGUUACUUCGGCAAGGUCGGUAUGCACUACUAUCACAAGAAGCUCUGUGAAACCCACAAGCCAUCAUUCAAAAGUUCGGGUGCUCGCAAGCUGCUAUACCCACGUGGUUAUUUUCUGGGCCGGUAUCGGCCAAACUGA